ACGUUUCGAUAUGAACUAGUUUAGUCAAUCGAAUCGCCAAGUUCUAGCGGUAAAACAUAAGAUUGGUUUCAGUUUAAACCGAGUCUUUCGAUCAGGUUGUUGGCAUGCCAAAGUGUCGGUAGUAGGAACUGUGUUGUUAGUACAGUAGUAAAAUUUGUAGAAUAGGGUCAUCGACGUGUAAGUUAUUAUCUGUUAAAUAGGAGGAAAACAUGUGAUUGCGUGAAUGGACGACACUGAUAAACUGUCGAGGAUACACCCAUCGAAUACGUAGUUUUGCAAAUAUCGUAUGUGGCACACAAGAUGACGUCACAAUGGUACAAGUAUGGCCUAAUUAUUCUGACAUGUUUCGGCUUUGUUGUGACAUUUUCUUAUCUAAUUACAUCGACGUCCACAUCCACCACCAUAUACAAUCCAGUUCGUACAACAGCUAAACGAUCUUCUGUCACAUCAGCACCACCACACCUUGUGCCACCCUCGCCCAUCUCGUCUGCACAUCUGCCAAUUUCAGUACCGCUGCCAAUGGCGCACAUACAUGCUCACAGCUAUACUCAACUGCAUUCCUUUAACGAAACAUUUAUGACCUUCCCGUGGGACGAAUUAGAAACGGCAGCCGCAAACAAUCUCAAAUCGGAGCGACUGCAAUUAACGAAAUUGUUCAUCGACGAGUUGACAUACUUCAUCGAAAUGGAGCCAUUGGUUCCGAUAAACGAGAAUUGUCAGCCGCCACCGUUGCCAUCUUCAGCCGAAGUGAACUGUUCACUUUAUCCGAACGCUUUUAGUGGCGUCAAAAGAAACGAUUCGGUUAAAAUUGGCGCCAUUUUGCAACUGGGCUUCGAUGUCGAUGUACUCGAAAUUUAUUUGCAUGAACUGUACGGUGUGGUCGAUUUAUUUUUCAUCAUCGAGUCGACGCAUGCUCAUUUCGAAAGCAUACGGAAACCAUUGGUGUGGGAACGUGUUCAGAGACAAGAAAGAUUUUCGAAAUUUCCGGUGGUUCAUUUUAUUAUCGAUGAUGCUGAGCCAAUGGUUCAGUCGAAAGACAAAAAGUGGUCGAUGGAAAUUAUGCAAGAGCGGCGGAGAUGGGAGAAGUUUGUCGAUUGGAAUGAUCAGACGAGAUUUUUUGGAGUUAAUGACGUGAUAGGUUUCGGAGAUGCUGAUGAAAUACCCAGCCGAGCUAAGCUCAACAUGUUCAAAUACUGUCAGUUGAAAGGAGAGUCAGUUGAUUUUGGUAUUUGGUUUCCAUUCGGCCGGAUCGACCAGGCGUUCAAGACUGACUAUCCCAUAAAAGGUCAUCCAUACACAUUAGGCGACCCAACGUUCUACACGGUAGCCUCAGCCAAAGCUUUAGUGGCAAAAAAACCGAACGAAUAUCCCAACAGAAAACGCGGCAAAUCCGGCAACUUUAUGCUUGGUGGCAUGCACAUGACGCAUUACGGAUAUCUACCGUUUCAAUUGGUCAAAUACUGUACCGCCACGGAAAGUAAUAUGCAAACACUGAAGGACGUACAGAAGUUAUCCAGCUACUUGAGAGUGGGCGAUGUGCGGGAAAUGGAAGCGGCUUUUGCUGCCACACCGAAACAUUUUGAACGGAGAAUAAUUAAAGUUGAUUUAUCGAAGAGUGAAAUGAAAGAGAUCUGUGUUUUACCUUGGUUCUAUGAUUGUAAUCGGAAUAGAUAUCCGGUGUGGGAAGGUGGACAUGAUACGAGACUUGAUACACUGAUAGACAAUAAAACGAUAGAGGUCUGACUUCA
This is a messenger RNA of Bradysia coprophila, 1748 nucleotides long. RefSeq lists its product as uncharacterized. Gene Ontology annotation, molecular function: beta-1,4-mannosylglycoprotein 4-beta-N-acetylglucosaminyltransferase activity. NCBI's taxonomy places the organism in Eukaryota, Metazoa, Arthropoda, Insecta, Diptera, Sciaridae. The record is from RefSeq and is a predicted model, not a curated record. Gene Ontology annotation, cellular component: membrane. Gene Ontology annotation, biological process: N-acetylglucosamine metabolic process.